Messenger RNA from Colias croceus (clouded yellow), 1065 nucleotides. RefSeq lists its product as uncharacterized. Lineage: Eukaryota; Metazoa; Arthropoda; Insecta; Lepidoptera; Pieridae. The transcript is spliced from 5 exons. The coding region runs from base 244 to 1020 and encodes 258 amino acids. The record is from RefSeq and is a predicted model, not a curated record.
GAAGGAUAUUUGACUAUCUAGUUCAUCAAUUGUUUGUGUUUAAGAUAAACGUUUUAAUUAAUGAUAAUUUUUAUAUACAAAUCAAAUAAUUACGAUUUUUAUCGUCAAUUAAUAAUCAGCCCUGUUUUGAAUUAGCACCAGUGGUAACUGAUAAAGUGUAAGAUUUAUCAUUAAUCAAGGGCUCGUAUAAAGCAAUCUAUUAUUGAAAAAUAAGUUAAUUCAUUAUUCAAGUGCGUUGAAAGCAUGAAGGGUACGAAGACAACAGCGUUGGUUUUGGCGGUGCUGCUUAUUGCCGCCGAAGGCAAUGUUGCCAAAUAUAAUCAUGUAGCAAAAUUGUAUUUUGAUGAUAUUUCACCAUCUAUUGGAAAGGACGUAAGUCCAAAAUGGAAUCUAGGUCAAACGGCAACAGUCAAUGAUUACGUGGACAAUACCAUCUCUAUGCUUGUACCUUUCAUGCAAGAAAAUGGCUUGGAUCCCAUGUUUCUACCCGAUAUUGUUGAAGGUUUUGAAGUGCGACUCUUACUCAUCACAUAUAGCGCAUGGUUGAAGCUUCAAAAUGGAAGUAUGACGGGUCUCGUUAAUGUCUCUCGAUUUGAAGAUCAGCUUGUAAAUUACUUUGCUAAGAUGUUGCGUGUUAAGGUCCAGCUUCAAUUUAGCGAUCUUGAGUUCAAUUAUGAUUACCUUGUAAAGGUCAUGAACAUUGGUCCCACGGGACGAAUUGUUGGUUCAUUGGAUCGCUUUAGAAUAGUUGCCGAUAUCUUAAUAGAUUUCAAUAAUGACGAAAUUCACUUACAACAGUUCUCGCUAACGGAUGUCGGACGCCUACGAGUAGCGCUACGUGGAAAUGUUCUCACUGAUUGGCUUGUCAACCCAGUUAUCAGAGUCUUCACGACUCUCUUCAAUGGUAUCAUCAUGUGGACCGUUGAGUCAACAAUACGUAAUGUGGCUCAAUCUGCUAUCACAGACAUCAAUUCUGCUAUUCGUGAAGUUAUCAACCAGAUCGAGUCUUACAAUUAUUAGAUGCAAAAUGUGUUAACCAAUAACAUUUUAUUAUUAAAUAGAUAU